This is a messenger RNA of Dichotomopilus funicola, 3804 nucleotides long. RefSeq names its product SNF2 family N-terminal domain-containing protein. Gene Ontology annotation, molecular function: ATP binding; ATP-dependent chromatin remodeler activity. Lineage: Eukaryota; Fungi; Ascomycota; Sordariomycetes; Sordariales; Chaetomiaceae. The record is from RefSeq and is a predicted model, not a curated record. Gene Ontology annotation, biological process: double-strand break repair via homologous recombination. The coding region runs from base 1 to 3804 and encodes 1267 amino acids. Gene Ontology annotation, cellular component: cytoplasm; nucleus. The transcript has 3 exons.
AUGGACCCUACGAUUAACGACUAUUCGGCCUCGGCGGGGCCGUCGGCCGCCGAUGAUCCCUUCGACGACCCGCAAGCACGUUUCGAGCAACUUUCAGAAGAACUGAGCAUCCAGCAAGCCGUACUAGCGAGUCUGCGAGAUCUCCCAGGAGCAAGUGCAGAGGAGGAGAUUGCAGAGGCGGAGGCUACGAUCGGGGACCUCAAGCGCCAGCUCGCUGAGGUUAGCAAGUUGGUACGGCGCAAUGACCGACCCACGAAUGCAUCCACAUCUGUCACCAACGGAUAUUCGGGAAGCUCAACCCCGGCAAAUCAAAGCGGUCUGAGCCUGGGAACAUCGGGGCGGAAGCGUCCUUUGGAAAACUCGCAUCUCGAUGUUGGCUCGUCGGACCAGAGCAUCCCGAAAUCCAGGAGAACUACCCCAAGUCCUGCGUCGAGGGCCUUCAGGAAGUCCGAGUUUGGCACGUUCAGCGACGAUGACCUAUCUCAAAUUAUCGACUUAACUGGGGAUGACGAUGCCGCUUGGCGUUCCACUAUCCAACGACAGAGAAAAGCUGAAGAGCGCGCGAGCCGAAUCAAGGCGGAAACGGAUAGGGAUGCUGCUUUCGCAAGAAACUUUCAUGAAUCCUCUUCGUCGCCUGUAAGCGGGCCAGCUUUCGGCGUGCCAUCACGACCCAACCAAACCAAUGCCUUCAACCGGAUUCUGGGGAGGUCCUCUCCUUCGCCGUGGCCUGCCGGCCAUACGACUCAAGUGAAGCCUGAGCCGGGCCUGACAUUAGCAACAAGACCCCAUAACCUAGCCAACAGGACAGCAAACAAUCCCGCCAACCAUAGCAACGGGGGUGACUACUGGGGUACUUCUAAAGUCAAAUCCGAGCCCACAGAUCAUAGUCUUCGGAUCCCUGGUGUGUUCGUGGAUUCGGACGAGGAGGGCGACGACCUGUACAGGCCCAGCAGUUCGCGGCCAAGCCUCGGCACGAACCCUCAAUCCUUCAGGCCAUCACUUCCUUCGCUCCCUUCACUCCCUUCCUUUUCGUCGACCUUCGCCCAUCUUCCUCCUCCAACGGCUUCCACGCCCACCGCGCUGCCUCCGUUUCCGCGUAACCCGGGAACGGGCAUUCCCGCCAUCGAACUGGCCCGACAAUCCUCGAUCGCUCGUCAGGAAGGGGCAGUUUGGCCACCAGCUGGUCCUAUCAGCCAGCUCAUGCAUGCGCCCGGCAGACUCCCAGAAAGCCCGGCUGGACGCCCGGGUUAUAUGCUCAAUGGUUCUUACCACUCCUUGUCGGGUCCGCCAUCACUACCUCCGCCAGGGGGGCUUGCUGCCACCAUCAACCGUGUCAACGGGUAUGACUUCAACCGGAUGCUGGAUAGCAACGGGAACCCGUUGAACGAACGAAUCACCAAUUUCCUUGAUGAUUAUUACAAUGACCCUAGGAAGACGGAUGAAGACAUUCAACAAUUGUUGUCGAACAUCCGGCCGGAUAUGGAUUUGCCAGAGGAGGAACGAGGCGAAACUCCCGACGCCAUGAAAUACCCCCUCUACCCCCAUCAACAACUCGCACUGAAAUGGAUGACGGAUAUGGAGGAAGGCACCAACAAGGGUGGAAUCUUGGCUGAUGACAUGGGCCUCGGCAAGACAAUUUCCACUCUGGCUUUGAUGGUCUCCCGGCCGCCCCCUGAUAACGUCAGGACCAAUCUAAUCAUCGGGCCCGUGGCUCUCAUCAAACAAUGGGAAUCAGAGGUGAGAAAGAAGGUCAAGGCCGCGCACAAGUUGAGUGUCUUCCUUCUGCACUCCAAAAAGCGGCCUUACUCGGAAUUGAAGAGGUACGAUGUGGUUCUUACCACGUACGGGUCAGUGGCAGCCGAGUGGAAACGGUACUCCCAACACGUUGAAGCACGGCAAGCAUCCGAUAGAUACCGCGAGGAAGACGACAUGGAGUUAGCCAAGAAAUGCCCCCUGCUUCACCCAAAAAGCAGGUUCUAUCGCGUCAUUCUUGAUGAGGCCCAGUGCAUCAAGAACAAGGACACACAAGGCUCCAAGGCUGUGCACAAAAUCAACGCCACCUACCGGUGGUGCCUUACUGGCACCCCGAUGAUGAAUGGUGUGACGGAAUUGUACCCACUGAUCCGGUUCUUGAGGAUUCGGCCGUAUAAUGAUUUCAAGACUUUCCAACAGGCCUUCAAAGGACUCAAUGCGAAGAGUACCGUUUCGGAUUACACGCGUGAUAAUGCCAUGCGUCAGCUCCAAGCUAUUCUAAAGGCCAUGAUGUUGAGGCGCAUGAAGAACUCGAUGAUCGACGGCAAACCCAUCCUGACACUACCUGACAAAAAAGAAAAUUCGGAACAUGUCGUGUUUUCCGACGACGAGCGCCAGUUUUACGAGGAUCUAGAGUCACGAUCGCAGGUCCAGUUCAACAAGUUCCUCCGCGCAGGGACGAUCGGCAAGAAUUACUCCAACAUUCUCGUUCUCCUGCUGCGUCUUCGUCAAGCAUGCUGCCACCCGCACUUGACGGAAUUUGAGGCUUCCGGUGUCGCUGUUUCCGACGUCGACAUGUUAGCGCUAGCCAAGGAGCUGAAGGCAUCAGCCAUUCCACGCAUUAAGGCCAUUGAGGCUUUCGAAUGCCCCAUCUGCUACGACGGCGUCGAUGAUCCGCUCCUCAUCAUUCCUUGCGGGCACGACACCUGUGCGGAGUGUUUUGCGUCGCUCACUGAGAAUAACGCUCAAGACAACCUUCGGAACGGUGAUGAGGGUCGGACAGCCAAGUGUCCACAGUGCCGCGAGCCAAUCCAGCCGACAAAAGUCAUCACUCUUACCGCUUUCCGCAAAGUACACGCCCCCGAAGCUCUACCCCCCGAGGAAGCUGCCGCUCUUGUCGAGGCUCGCGAGGAGGUUUCCGACUCGGAGGAUUCCGACGAUUACUCUUCGGAUAGUGAGGAUGAGUCUGACGCGGACAAGUUUGGAAACCUUGCGGGGUUUGUCGUUCCAGAUAAUGCUGGUGAUGGCGAUACUAGUGAUAGCGCCGACCUUGACCGGGAACUGGACGCCGCAGCUCGAGCUUUUAAGAAGCUUGAGAAAUCCAAAGCAAAGAAGGAGGCCAAGAAAGCCAAGAAGGCUCUUGACAAGGGACAGAGCAGCAAGGCGGAAGGGAAAAAGAAGGCCAAAACAAAGGAAGAGAUCCAGCCUCACAUGCUCGCCCAGCUCCGCAAUGAGUCUGACCGCAACAAGGCGGCCCGCCGGCGGUACAUGCAUUACCUACGCGACAACUGGCUGGACUCGGCCAAAGUCACUCAGGUCAUCGAGCUUCUCGAAAAGAUUCAAGAGACCGGCGAGAAGACCAUCAUUUUCUCCCAGUGGACUGCGCUUCUCGACUUGAUCGAGUGCCAGAUUAAGUACAAGCUGAACCUGCGCUACUGCCGUUACACCGGCAAGAUGUCGCGCAACCAGCGCGAUGAGUCGGUCCAGGACUUUAUCGAAAACCCGAGGAACACAGUCAUGCUGGUGUCCCUCCGCGCCGGAAACGCCGGCCUCAACCUCACUAUCGCCAGCCGCAUCAUCAUCUGCGACCCAUUCUGGAAUCCGUUCAUCGAGGCGCAGGCUGUCGACCGCGCUCAUCGCAUCGGCCAGCAGCGCGAGGUCCAGGUGCAUCGUAUCCUAGUCAAGGAGACGGUUGAGGACCGCAUCUUACUACUACAGGAGAACAAGCGCAAAUUGGUCGAGGCCGCUCUAGACGAGGGCCAGAGCCAAAGCUUGGGCCGGCUCAGCAACCAGGAGCUAGCUUACCUGUUUGGUGUGGGCUCGAGGCAAUAA